UGCUCGAUUGUCGAUUUCUAGGAAUUUGACUAUUGACACUAGAAGCUCGUUUUCCUAGAAAAAAAUUGAAAUUCUUGAAAGAUGCACAUUAAUAAUUUAAAGUCUAACGGAGGAACGAAUCUUACCCCGGACACAACACAUCUUUAAAGGUGGAAAUUGUCACAGAUAUGGCGGAUGAGAAGACUGAUCGCUACACCCAACUAAGCUCCCAGAUUCAAGAGAAAUUCCUAGCAAAUCAACAAACGCAGAAAAUUUAUGAUCAGAAGGACGCAUGGCGGGUAGAAAUGGAGCUGAUUAUUCAAGAACUUUACCCGAACUGUCGCCUUGUUCUCUGCGGAUCUUCUGCAAAUGGAUUUGGAAGUAUCGAUAGCGACAUUGAUUUAGUGCUGAGUGUUGGUGAAGGGGGAGCGAGUGCGGGACCAUACAUGUUGAGGAGAAUUGAGUCGCUUUUCACACGCAAGCCUCGGCGCUUUGAAACAAAGCAUUUUCAGGUGGUAUCUGAUGCAAGAGUUCCUAUCAUCAAACUCAAAGACAAGGAAAAGUCGUUUGAAACCGAUAUCAGUGUGGAGAACUGGGCCAACGUGCGUAACGCCUUCCUUUUAAAAUGCUACUCCGAGUGUGACCCGAGAGUGAAACCGCUGGUUAUAACCAUCAAACUGUGGGCUCAAAAGGCUGAGAUCACUGACGCAAAAUUACAUCGGCUUUCUGGUUUUGCCUUAGUUUUACUUGUCAUUCAUUACCUCCAAGCCGGAUGUUCCCCAGCGGUUCUGCCCGCGCUACAAAAAAACUUCCCAGAGCUGUUCCGCUCCCCAAAAACCACUGUUGUGACAGAACUCACCGACGACCUACCUCCCCAAGUUCAAUCAUACAAGUCUAACAACACGCAAAGUCUUGGCGAGCUGUUGAUGGGGUUUUUCAAGUACUAUACUACUUUCGGCUGGGACAGAACUAUUUCUGUUCGCAUGGGCGGUACUCAACCAACACGACGCGGAAGGAUUUGGAGUGGACCUUACAUCAGACUGGCUGACCCGACAGACGAAGGCAAUGUAACCAGAGCAGUUUAUAGCUUGAACGAGUUUACACGCAUAAAGAAUGCGUUCAAAUCUGCAUCAGAUCAAUUAAGCCAGAGCGCAUCUUUGCAUAAUGUACUUUAGAGAAACUGAAAUUCUGAGGAAGUCAUACAUGAGUUUAUAAACUGUUAACUACACUUAGUGAAAGAAAUCAGUUAAAUCGACGUUUUUCUAGCAGUGCCUUGUCAGGGCGACCCCUAAUUGUAUCUCCAAUUUGGUAGACUGAAGAAACUAAGAGUAUUGGUACUACCUGUCAAUAGAAAUUCACUCCCUGUUCUGACACACUUUACAAUAAAAUAAGCUAAGGAAGACCAUCGGACCUUGUAAUAAUUACUGUACUUAUUGCCUCCUAAACUGAAGAGGAAGGCACUUAGAGAACAAGGACGUGAAUUUAUCCUUCUUCAUGUUCCAGGUCUUGGAGGAAAGAAGAUUUCUUUGUAACCGAAGAUAAGAUAGGAUAA
Messenger RNA from Orbicella faveolata, 1531 nucleotides. Its product is annotated as poly(A) RNA polymerase GLD2-like. Lineage: Eukaryota; Metazoa; Cnidaria; Anthozoa; Scleractinia; Merulinidae. The record is from RefSeq and is a predicted model, not a curated record.